Molecule: messenger RNA, 2834 nt
Organism: Gymnodraco acuticeps
Lineage: Eukaryota; Metazoa; Chordata; Actinopteri; Perciformes; Bathydraconidae
Product: titin-like
Exons: 4
Coding region: 1-1725 (574 amino acids)
Source: RefSeq, a predicted model, not a curated record
AUGAAUAUCCAGAGUUUGUGUCCCUAUGGCCUGAAGAGUUUGAUGGAGUGUGCUUCCAGAGCCACACUCCUCUCACAGCCUGCCGACAUCCCCAACUUUUUACUGCAAUAUAUGUCAGAGCAGAUCACUUUCAGAAAAUCUCAACCUGAAGAUGAUCCGAAGGUUGUUUCCUUCAAUUACCAAAAGAUAUUUGAGAAGAAUAUGCUGAGAAAGACGGAGACACCAAUUGCCACCAUCGAAACAUCCGUUCAGACCCCAGGAACACGCCAGCUCUUACCCACACCAAUCCCCCAAAAACCAACUCCUGCAGAUAAAGCUUCAACAUCCAUGGUCCCCAGCCAGCCCUCCAAAACACCAGCUAUCCCAGUACCAGUUGUUAAAUGCAAGCUUGUUCCUCCACCAAUCCCUGAAGAGAAAGCAGAUGAAGCUUCAACAUCCAGGGCCAUCAGCCAGCCCUCCAAAACACCAGCUAUCCCAGUACCAGUUGUUAAACGCAGGCUUGUUCCUCCACCAAUCCCUGACGAGAAAGCAGAUAAUGCUUCAACAUCCAGGGCCAUCAGCCAGCCCUCCAAAACACCAGCUAUCCCAGUACCAGUUGUUAAACGCAGGCUUGUUCCUCCACCAAUCCCUGAAGAGAAAGCAGAUAAUGCUUCAACAUCCAAGGCCAUCAGCCAGCCCUCCAAAACACCAGCUAUCCCAGUACCAGUUGUUAAACGCAGGCUUGUUCCUCCACCAAUCCCUAACGAGAAAGCAGAUAAUGCUUCAACAUCCAGGGCCAUCAGCCAGCCCUCCAAAACACCAGCUAUCCCAGUACCAGUUGUUAAACGCAGGCUUGUUCCUCCACCAAUCCCUAACGAGAAAGCAGAUAAUGCUUCAACAUCCAGGGCCAUCAGCCAGCCCUCCAAAACACCAGCUAUCCCAGUACCAGUUGUUAAACGCAGGCUUGUUCCUCCACCAAUCCCUAACGAGAAAGCAGAUAAUGCUUCAACAUCCAAGGCCAUCAGCCAGCCCUCCAAAACACCAGCUAUCCCAGUACCAGUUGUUAAACGCAGGCUUGUUCCUCCACCAAUCCCUGACGAGAAAACCAGAGGUGUCCGGACAUCAGAAAAAGAAAUCCUGGGUAAGGCAGAGACACAAAAUGCCAAAAUCAAAACAUCAGUUCCACCUGCAGAUAAAGCUUCAGCAUCCAGGGCCAUCAGCCAGCCCUCCAAAACACCACGUAUCCCAGUACAAGUUGUUAGGCGCAGGCUUGUUCCUCCACCAAUCCCUGAAGAGAAAAGAGGUGUCCGGAUAUCAGAAACAAAAAUCCUGAGGAAGACGGAGACACAAACUCACAAUAUCAAAACGGUAAAACCAAAACAAAAAGGAAGCGGAAUACUGAGACCAGAAAGCACCAAAGAAUCAAAGGAAGCAGGGACAGAAAGCAACAAGCCGAAAGCUAAGGUCCAGGAGAAGUCAAGUCAGCCUAACCAAUUGCCAGACAUGAGCAGAGGAGAUAGGGUUUUGUGGAUGGAUAGGGAAAGGGUUAAACCAAUCCUCAACAGAGAGGUUGGAGGUGUACAGAAAAAAGCGUUCUGUAGACCAGCUUUAGUAGUAGAGGGCAAAUGCUUCCCUAACUUGCAUGGUUUGUCGACUCCAAUCAUUAUCAUAAAAUACAGGCGUAUACAUGUUAGAGCCUCACCUUAUAGCCAAAGUAGUCCCUCGCUCAAUUCCUAUGGAUUAUAAUGAGGACCCCUAAAACGCCCCACUAAACUAUCUGAAACUUGAGGGGCCAAGACAGACUAGAAAAUGAGCAGAUAGUAUUUAAAAUAUUUGUAACAAUUUGACACUACACACAUUUAGAACUUAAAAUACCGGUAACCACUACCCUCAAAACUAACGAUCAACUAAUAACCCACUUUAUCAUGUGCGUUUUGUAUGACUUCAUCAAAAUAGGAAAAAUACACUCUAAGCAAUUAAUAAGAAUUGUUUUAAAAUUGCAAUCGACUAGAGCAACAUCCAAAUCAAGGUAUUGGUUCAAUAAGAAAAAUAACAAAGGAAAUUGUGUCAAAUGACCAUUUUGAAUUAUGUACUGUAACGGGUUUCUGAGAUUUAUUUUCCCGCAAAUGAUAAAUUAAGGCGAGCAAACUUGUUUGCAACAGUUGCUCGCAAAAAAAUCUCUCUUUAAUCAUUUCAAUAUUGUUAAUGUAAAUCGUUAUCUCCUUCAAAACCAUGAAUAAUAUCAGGAAAUAAUUAUACAUGUAUCAAAAUCGCAUAAUAGACAAAUGCAAUAUCCAAAUCGAGGUGUAGGGUCAAUAAGAAAAAUAACUAAGGAAAGUGUGUCAAAUGACCAUUUUGAAUUAAGUACUGUAACGGGUUUCUGAGAUUUAUUCGCCUGCAAAUGAUAAAAUAUUACGCCGAGCAAACAGUUGCUCGCAAAAAAUCUCACUUUGAUCAUUUAAAUAUUUUAAUGACAAUUAUGAUCUCCUUCAAAACCAUGAACAUUCAAUUGCACAUAUCACUGAAAAAUAAUUGCAACCAGAUCUUUUUUUACUGAAUAGCCCUACUCAGUCAGUCAGUCAGUUUAAAAAAUAUGCAAUUGACUAGGAAAAGUAAAGCACUCGUACUUUGUUCUAAAAUAAGCACACAACCAUGGUACUAAAUAAGAAGUAGCAUCAGUAAACAUAAGGUGAGGCAAGUUUAUAGCACGUUUAUAACACAAGGCAAUUCGAAGUGCUUGAGUAAACGUAUAAAGGUUUUGAAAUGGCAGUUAGUAGUAAACAAUAAUAAGCUGUGUUGUUGCAGUCUGAAGCGAAGUGGCACUCUAGUAAAAUGCCAAAGGGACUGUUUUUCAA